CCGCAGCGCUCUGCGAAGCUGCUGCGAGCCCUGGUGCUCAGUCCCAUGUUGCUGGUGGCCCAGUCCCAGGCAUUUCAAUUUACCUCCAGAAGAUGGUUGAACCUGCAGGAAUACCAGAGCAAGAAACUGAUGUCUGACUAUGGAGUGAGAGUUCAAAGAUUCUUUGUUGCAGACAGUGCAAAUGAAGCUCUCCAGGCUGAUAAGAGACUAAAUGCAAAAGAAAUUGUUUUAAAAGCCCAGAUCUUAGCUGGAGGAAGAGGAAAAGGUGUCUUCAAUAGCGGUUUGAAAGGAGGUGUUCAUUUAACAAAAGCUAAUGUUGUGGGACAGCUGGCUGAACAGAUGAUUGGAUAUAAUCUAGCAACCAAACAAACUCCGAAAGGAGGUGUGAAAGUUAACAAAGUGAUAGUUGCUGAAGCCUUGGACAUCGCCAGGGAAACCUACCUGGCGAUUCUGAUGGACCGGUCCUGCAAUGGCCCCAUGCUGGUGGGCAGCCCCCAGGGCGGCGUGGACAUUGAGGAGCUGGUCGCUUCAAACCCAGAACUUAUUUUUAAGGAGCAAAUUGGCAUUUUUGAAGGGAUAAAGGACAGUCAAGCUCAGCGGAUGGCAGAGAAUCUAGGCUUCCUUGGGCCUCUGAAAAACCAGGCUGCAGAUCAAAUUAAGAAGCUGUAUAAUGUCUUCUUGAAAGUUGACCCUAGUCAGGUGGAAGUGAAUCCCUUCAGUGAAACUCCAGAAGGACAAGUUGUCUGCUUUGAUGCCAAGAUAAACUUCGAUGACAACGCAGAGUUCCCACAAAAGAAUAUAUUCGCUAUGGACAACAAGUCAGAGAAUGAGCCCAUUGAAAAUGAAGCUGCCAGAUAUGAUCUGAAACACAUAGGACUGGAUGGGAACAUUGCCUGCUUUGUGAAUGGUGCUGGGCUUGCCAUGGCUACUUGUGACAUCAUUUUCCUUAAUGGUGGGAAGCCAGCCAACUUCUUGGAUCUUGGUGGCAGUGUAAAGGAGGCUCAAGUAUAUCAAGCAUUCAAAUUGCUCACAGCUGAUCCUAAGGUUGAAGCGAUCCUUCUCAGUAUUUUUGGUGGUAUUGUCAACUGUGCCAUCAUCGCCAAUGGAAUCACCAAAGCCUGCCGGGAGCUGGAACUCAAGGUGCCCAUGAUGGUCCGGCUUGAGGGAACCAACGUCCAAGAGGCUCAGAGCAUACUCAGUAGCAGCGGACUGCCCAUCACCUCCACCAUUGACCUGGAGGAUGCAGCCAGGAAGGCUGUGGACAAUGUGUCCAAGAAGUGACAUCUUCACCCUGAUCCCUUGGGGGAGGAAGUCCAUGUCUCCAGAAGAAGGGAUGGUCGUCUCACCACUGUGAAGGAAAUGGUCAUCUCAUUGGUGUAAAAAGGGGAAAGCAUGAACAAGAAUCACUGUAUGAAAAAUCUUAAAUCUGUAUUUUCUUGAAUAAGAUAUCUAGACAGCCUAAAUCUGAUUUUACUUAGAGUGAAAAUAUAAAAAUCAUGUCCUGUGUUCUCAUACUUUUCCAUCACAGCAAGCCCGCUCAGUAGGCAGUGUUUGCCGACCUCGCGGAGGAGUCAAUAUGGCUAAAUAAUGUGUGUGUCUACAGAAUUCGAAAUCAGGCUCUGGUUCAUCUUCAAAGAUUUUGGUGAACAUCUAAUCCUAUAUAAUAGAACAAAUCACAGGCCAUAAAAACA
Molecule: messenger RNA, 1691 nt
Organism: Microcebus murinus (gray mouse lemur)
Lineage: Eukaryota; Metazoa; Chordata; Mammalia; Primates; Cheirogaleidae
Source: RefSeq, a predicted model, not a curated record